CUCAGCAGCACGAAGCACGGACAAAUCGCCUUUGCUGCUGACGCAAUGUGCAUGUGCUCGUUCAACCUCCUGCCGUUCUUGCCGCAAUGGUCCAGCUCGUGCAAUGACAUGGGGCUUCGCAAGCUAUCGCCCGUCAAAUCCUCGAGGCCACGACGCAAGGUGCGCCCUCGCCACGCCAAGCGCGCCUGGUGCGACAGACUGAUCUACUCCAACCUGGUGUACGCGCUUGCGGCGCUCAUUUCAUUCAGCUGCGACCAGAACAUCUGCGGUGUGCUGCAAAUGGGCGCAGCCAUCGCGUCCACGAUGUUCCACCGCUCCAAGGAGACCAAGUACCUGUUGCUAGACGCGCUCAUCAGCGGCACGUUGGGUAUUAUCUUUAUUUUCGCUGGACAGCACACGUUUAACAACGAAUGGUACGGCAUCCUGGCCAUCAAGCUGGUGCUGGCUGUACUCUGCGUGUUUACGUGGCUCUACUGCGGUAUGCCCGGCGGAGAGCGUUACGACAAGUGGCACAACCGCUGGCACUACGUCUCGGGCGCGACCACGAUCUCGACGACACUCUUCCUGACGAUGUACCUGCCGGAGUUCGAUCUGCUCAUGCACGAGCUUAUCCAGGACGUCGUAGUUGUCCGAAGUAUGUUUAGCUGAAAAGGAGGGUGAUCAGACGACGGUGACUGUGGUUACUGCAGCGGAUAAUAACGGUGGAU
Messenger RNA from Phytophthora infestans T30-4, 707 nucleotides. RefSeq lists its product as uncharacterized. The record is from RefSeq and is a predicted model, not a curated record. The transcript has a single exon. NCBI's taxonomy places the organism in Eukaryota, Oomycota, Peronosporomycetes, Peronosporales, Peronosporaceae. Bases 46 to 648 code for a protein of 200 amino acids.